Messenger RNA from Sphenostylis stenocarpa, 1584 nucleotides. The record is from the annotation of a GenBank genome assembly. NCBI's taxonomy places the organism in Eukaryota, Viridiplantae, Streptophyta, Magnoliopsida, Fabales, Fabaceae.
AUGCAUUCCGGUCACUUACUUCUCGAGGAACCCAUUCGCAUGGUUUCUAUUCUCGAACCAUCCAAGGCCAGUUUCUUUCCCGCAAUGACGAAGAUCGUUGGUACACUGGGUCCCAAAUCUCGAUCGGUGGAGGUUAUUUCUGCGUGCCUCAAAGCUGGAAUGUCAGUGGCUCGUUUCGACUUCUCUUGGGGUGAUCCUGAAUAUCACCAAGAGACUUUGGAGAAUUUGAAAUCUGCUAUCAAAUCUACUAAGAAACUCUGUUCUGUUAUGUUAGACACUGUGGGAGCAGAGAUGCAGGUUGUUAACAAAAGUGAGAAAUCGAUCUCGCUUGAGGCUGAUGGUCAGGUUGUUCUGACCCCUGACCGGGGACAAGAAGCAUCUUCACAAAUACUGCCUAUCAAUUUUGAUGGACUGGCCAAGUCAAUGAAGAAGGGAGACACAAUUUUUGUUGGUCAAUACUUGUUCACGGGAAGUGAAACUACUUCUGUAUGGCUAGAGGUGUCUGAGGUUACAGGUCAGGACGUUAUUUGUACUAUAAAGAAUUCGGCAACAUUAGCAGGGUCAUUGUUCACUUUGCAUGCCUCACAAGUUCAUAUUGAUUUGCCCACCCUCACUGAUAAAGACAAGGAGGUUAUAAGCACCUGGGGAGUAAAAAACAAAAUUGAUUUUCUGUCAUUGUCAUAUACUAGGCAUGCUGAAGAUGUUCGCCAGGCCCGUGAAUUCCUUUCUAAGUUAGGUGAUCUAAGCCAGACUCAUAUAUUUGCAAAGAUUGAAAAUGUUGAGGGACUGACCCAUUUUGAUGAAAUUCUACAAGAAGCAGAUGGUAUCAUCCUUUCCCGUGGGAAUUUGGGGAUUGAUCUUCCCCCGGAGAAGGUAUUUUUCUUUCAAAAAUCUGCCCUUUACAAGUGUAAUAUGGCUGGGAAACCUGCUGUGCUUACACGUGUUGUGGAUAGCAUGACUGACAACUUAAGACCAACUCGUGCAGAAGCCACUGAUGUUGCCAAUGCCGUCUUAGAUGGAAGUGAUGCAAUACUUCUAGGUGCUGAGACGUUGCGUGGGUUAUACCCUGUUGAGACUAUUUCUACAGUUGGCAAAAUUUGUGCUGAAGCUGAGAAAGUUUUUAAUCAAGACGUUUAUUUUAAGAAAACUGUCAAAUAUGUUGGAGAACCCAUGUCCCACUUGGAAUCUAUAGCGUCCUCUGCGGUACGAGCAGCUAUUAAGGUGAAGGCUUCUGUUAUUAUUUGCUUCACUUCAUCUGGAAGGGCUGCAAGAUUGAUAGCAAAAUAUAGGCCAACCAUGCCUGUUCUCUCUGUUGUGAUCCCCCGACUCAAGACAAAUCAGCUGAAAUGGAGCUUUAGCGGAGCUUUUGAGGCUAGGCAGUCACUUAUUGUAAGGGGCCUCUUUCCCAUACUUGCCGAUCCUCGACAUCCUGCCGAGUCAACUAGUGCCUCAAACGAGUCUAUUCUGAAGGUUGCCCUUGAUCAUGGAAAAGCAGCAGGAGUUAUAAAGUCGCACGAUCGUGUAGUCGUUUGCCAGAAAGUUGGUGAUUCAUCUGUGGUUAAGAUUAUCGAGCUUGAAGAUUAA